CGGCUCUACUCGGGCCGCCCGCCUCCACCGGAGCGGAGAUGAAAACCGGACUCUGCUUCGGACGACCUGCUCAAAGCGGACCGGAACACGGAGCGGACCGGGGCAGGGUGGAUCAAACAGUAAACCGGGACCUGGGACGAGCCGUGCCGUGCCGUGCCGGGGCUGUUCUGAGCUGCGGUGUCACAGCCGAGGGCUCCGGACAGACACCGGGCGGUCCGUGACUGCGCAGGCGGGUUGGGGUGCGCUGCCAGCGGCUGCAGCUCCAGCCGCGUCCCGCUGAAGUGUGGAGGUGUGAUCCAGGAGCGGAGACAUGUACCAGGUCCAGGGGAAAGGGGAAAGGGUCGUUGCCAUGGUGCUGAAGGAGCUUCCUGGUAAAAAGGCGUCCUCAGAAGGAAACCCCCUCCUCACCGUGACAACCAAGCUGGUUGGUGAGCAGCAGGAGAGUCGGCCCCUGCUGAGUCCCUCCAUCGAUGACUUCCUGUCGGAGAGUCGCAACGACGCCGCCUCCAGCCGACCUCCGACCUCCAACACAGCAGUUCUGUCCACAGCUCUGGACCUUGUGGACCUCAGUGACCCAGCAGACAGCAGUAGUAACGGUGACUCUGGUGGUUCUGGAGGGUCCGGAGGGUCCAGAGGAUCUGAAGGUACUGGAGGGUCCAGAAGUUCUGGAGGUGCCGGAGGGUUCAGAGGGUCCAGAGGCUCCAGUGGUUCCGGGGGGUCCGGGGGCUCCGAUCGCAGCAGGAGGAGUCCACUGAGGAGGAGGACCAGCUCCAGGAGCCCCCGGCACCGACUCCGAGCCGACGACAGUGAGCUGAUCCAGGUGGAGGUGGAGCACCUGCCCCCCAGCCCCAGGACACCUGAGAGGGUAUCGCUGGACUCAGUCAGCCUGUCUUCUCCAUUGGACAAAUGGGAGGAGCUGAAUGUGGACGUGGAGGACAGUGGACGCAGGAGACGCCAUGAGAAGAGAUGUACAUCCCACCACUCGUCCAGCGAGCUGCUGUGGUGUGCGGAGUUUAAGACCGACCCUCUGUCCAAGACCACCUUCGACGUCCACAGCUUCGAUGACCUGGACUUCAUGGCCUCAGCACAGGACUGCGGCCUGUCCAGACAUCGCAGACGGACUCGGUCUCUUUUGGCCCGAAAUGAGUCUUUGGAGGACGAGUUUGUCAGAGCGAAAGCUGCUGUGGAGUCGGACACAGAGUUCUGGGAUAAGAUGCAAGCUGAGUGGGAGGAGCUGGCUCGGAGGAACUGGUUGGAGGAGUCGGAGACCCAGCGGCCGAUCCCACCCACUGUCUCACCUGUGGAGAAGGGUUACUACUUCAACACCACAAACCCGUACAGGGACUGGCCCAAUGCCUUCGCUGAGGGACAGGACAAAGCCCGGGAAGGAGACCUGAACUCUGCCGUCCUGCUGCUGGAGGCCGCAAUCCUGCAGGACCCCCAAGACUCAGAGGCUUGGCAGGUGUUGGGGAUGACCCAGGCUGAGAAUGAGAAUGAACAGGCUGCCAUCGUAUCUCUGCAGAGAUGUCUAGAGCUUCGCCCCAACAACCUACCGGCUCUGAUGGCACUGGCCGUCAGCUUCACCAACAGUGGAAUGCAGCGAGAGGCCUGUGAUGCUCUGCAGCGAUGGAUCAGCCACAAUCCCCGAUACAAACACCUGAUCUCAAACCAGAGGAGUCAGCUACAGGGUUCACCAGCCACACCACACAGGGGCCUGCACACCUGCACUGCCAACAGCUGCCGCCUUCAGGAUAUCCUGCUGCUGUUCCAGGAUGCGGCGCUGCUGAACCUGGACUGUGUGGAUCCAGACCUGCAGACAGGACUGGGGGUCCUGUUCAACCUCAGCUGUGACUUUAACAAGGCAGUGGAGGCGUUCACUGCCGCCCUGUCCAUCAGACCACAGGACUACCUUCUGUGGAACCGUCUGGGAGCAACACUGGCCAACGGCAACCGCAGUGAGGAGGCAGUGGAGGCGUACAGCCGAGCACUAGAGCUGCAGCCAGGGUUUAUCCGGUCCAGGUACAACCUGGGCAUCAGUUGCAUCAACCUGGGAGCGCACAGGGAGGCAGUGAGUAACUUCCUGAUGGCGUUGAACCAGCAGAGGCGGAGUCAACGCUGCAGUCAACAGCAGAUGUCAGCCAACAUCUGGACUGCUCUACGGAUCGCCAUCUCGAUGAUGGACCGACCAGAACUGUUCCAGGCUGCCAGUGUCGGGGACCUGGACCUGCUGAUGAGGGCCUUUGAUGUGGGAGACGUGUGACUGAGAUGGAGGCCUCUGACUGGACAGAACAGGGAAAGGAGUGAAUGAGAAUUUGAACCAAAGAGACGAGCGAUGCUGCAGAUGGAGUUCGUCUUCAGCCCUUUAACCCUGAACCCGGUGACGCCUGGGUGGACGGACCUCCCUUUAACCCUGAACCCGGUGACGCCUGGGUGGACGGACCACCUUAACACCGGUAGAGCUCCACCGUUCAGACAGAAGAACAAACCAACAGCAGCGUCAACGUCACUGCAGUGAAUGUGAAGCUGCUUCCUGUCCGUCUGAGCUCAGCUUCCUGCUGCUUUUCCACUGCUUCAUGUAUAUCCUGCAAGGUCUAUAAGGUACUGAACAGAACAUAUGCCGCUGUAAGUGUAGUAGCACAACAAGGCUGAGGCUUCGUCCACACUCAUACAGGUAUUUAAUACACCUCUGUGCUGAGUACUCCACUUUGAUUGGCUGGUGGUCCAUUAUUUACAUAAUGUAG
This is a messenger RNA of Sphaeramia orbicularis (orbiculate cardinalfish), 2741 nucleotides long. It is a transcript of the gene pex5lb, whose product is annotated as peroxisomal biogenesis factor 5-like b. The transcript is spliced from 14 exons. Gene Ontology annotation, biological process: protein import into peroxisome matrix, docking. Gene Ontology annotation, molecular function: protein binding. Bases 311 to 2260 code for a protein of 649 amino acids. NCBI's taxonomy places the organism in Eukaryota, Metazoa, Chordata, Actinopteri, Kurtiformes, Apogonidae. Gene Ontology annotation, cellular component: cytosol; peroxisomal membrane. The record is from RefSeq and is a predicted model, not a curated record.